Molecule: messenger RNA, 577 nt
Organism: Trichoderma asperellum CBS 433.97
Lineage: Eukaryota; Fungi; Ascomycota; Sordariomycetes; Hypocreales; Hypocreaceae
Source: RefSeq, a predicted model, not a curated record
UAACCAUGGCAGACAGUGUAAGUAAAUAAAUCUUUUUUACAGACCGUAAAGCUACUCGACCGCAUGGCUCGGCGAAAUAUGGGACAAUACAAGAAGGGAGCAAGUGCAAAAGCAAACCUAACUUACCCAACGCUAUUGUUUGUUGGUUUGCUUUUAUCCACUUUGAUCUGUUCGCUCGUCUAUAUAUUUCCACACUCCCUCCCUCUGCCGCGCUCGUUCUCUUCUCUUUCUUACUAUCAUUCCACCUUCUUCAAUCCUCUUUGGACUGCAAUAAUUAGGAUACGAUUGAUCGGCCUGGCGGGGAGCUUUUUGCUUCUCUCUCUCCACAAAACCCCCCCUUCCAGCCGGCCCUCGGGCUAAGCUUGGUCGAAUUCGUCUCCAGCAUCGACAAUGCUUGAUCGGGUUUGUGUCCAGCAUUGACAAUGAUCUCGGUACGUAGGGCGCCGAGAAGAAGCUGCGAGUCUACGGGAUGAAUAGAAGAAGAGUUUGCUCUGGAUUAGCUGAAAGAUUCCCGGAUGGUCUAUUGGGGCCUCAGGACAAGCUUGGUCGAGUUUGUUUCCAGCAUCGACAAUGAUAU